UCCACCGUGUCGAGCUUUUGUAUUAUUUGUGGAUGGACGGUCGUUUCUAUAUUUUUAUUCUCUGUGUAUAUUCUUUUCUCCCCAACCAUGUUUCCCCUCCCCCUCUACGUCUGGCCUCUGACUUUCGUCGCCGCCAUCAUCAUCCAUUCCGAACUCACGCGUCUCCGCACCCGCAUCAAAGGCUUCUCAGGCCCGCCCGGCUACCCGAUCGUGGGCAAUAUCCCGCAGGUCUCGCGCAACGCGUCAGAGCAGUACCGCAGAUGGGCGGCCAAGUACGGGCCGAUUUACCAGAUCUCGCUCGGAUGCGUGAACGUGUUGGUUGUGAACUCGGCGGAGGCGGCGAAUAAGGUGUUUAUCAGACACUCGAACGCGACGAAUUCUAGACCUAUGUUUUAUACCUUUCACGGUGUCGUGUCGAAAACCGCCGGAUUCACGAUCGGAACCUCGCCGUACUCAGACUCGCUAAAGCGCCGCCGCAAAGCCGCCGCCUCUGCACUAAACCGCCCGGCCGUCUCUUCCUACAGCCCCCACAUCGACCGCGAGACCCGCCACUUCAUCGCCGACGCCUACAAGCUCGGUCGCGGGGGCGAGGUAGGUAUCUACCCGCUCCCGCUGAUCCAGCGGCUGUCGCUCAACCUCAGCCUGACGCUGAACUGGGGCGAGCGCAUCGAGUCGAUCGAGGACCCGCUGUUUAAAGAGAUUACGGAGGUUGAGGAGUACGUCUCAAAGUUUCGCAGUACGACGGGGAAUCUGCAGGAUUAUAUCCCGCUCUUGAGAUUUAAUCCGUUCAGCAGGUCGACCGCGCGUGCGCGGGCGAUGCGCGCCAGACGCGACGUCUACAUCAAGAAGUUUAGCGCCGAGCACGCGGACAGGCUCCGCAACGACUCACUAGACACGUCGUGCAUCCAGUCCAAGAUCUCGACCGACACGGAGGCCAAACUGACCGAGCAAGAGCUGCUCUCGCUCUCGCUCACCAUGGUCGCCGGCGGCCUUGACACCAUCACGACGCUGGUGUCGUGGGCGCUGCCGCUGCUUGCUUUGAGACAGGACAUCCAGGCUAAAGCAUAUGCCGAGAUCCGCAAGAUGUAUCCCCGGCCGAACCAGAUUCUAUGCUCGAGCAUGGACGAUCAAAAGUGCUUGUAUGUGGUUGCGCUCGUGCGCGAGCUGCUGAGGAUGUAUACCCCGCUACGGCUAGCGCUGCCUCGCGAGACGACGGCCGAGUUUGUCGUCGACGGCAAGGUCAUUCCACCGCAGACAGUCAUCUUUCUUAACGCCUGGGCGUGCAACAUGGACCCAAAGCUGUGGAAAGACCCGUUCAUGUUUCGACCUGAGCGGUUCCUGGACAAAGACGGAGCCAGUCUGCCGAUCUACACCUACGGCCAAGGCUCGCGCAUGUGUCCCGGCUACAUACUCGGCAACCGCGAGCUGUACCUGCUGUUUAUGAGACUUCUUUCUGCGUUUCAAAUCUGCGCGGAUGAAGACGAGCAGGUCGAUUGCGAUCCGUUGACAGGGCUCGAUGAUCCUGCGAGCUUGGUCUCGUGUCCGAAGCCGUAUAAGAUCAGGUUUGUUGCGCGGGAUGCAAAGGCAUUGGAGACGGCGCUCGGGUGAUCUCUCAUCUGUUUAUCUGUCUCUCUGAGUUACUGUGGACUGUUCGAUUUGGAGUCUCUGGGCGACUGAGUGAGUAUCUCGUCGUUUGCAUAAGUGUCAGUAGGCAUGUGCUUGAGACUCUGUGAUGUCUCUGUUUAUUGGCCAUUCAGUAGGGAGUGGCCAAUUCUGUGAUUUUUACUAUGGGACU
Messenger RNA from Myxozyma melibiosi, 1795 nucleotides. Its product is annotated as 3-hydroxyphenylacetate 6 hydroxylase. NCBI's taxonomy places the organism in Eukaryota, Fungi, Ascomycota, Lipomycetes, Lipomycetales, Lipomycetaceae. Bases 88 to 1608 code for a protein of 506 amino acids. The transcript has 2 exons. The record is from RefSeq and is a predicted model, not a curated record. Gene Ontology annotation, molecular function: iron ion binding; heme binding; oxidoreductase activity, acting on paired donors, with incorporation or reduction of molecular oxygen.